This is a messenger RNA of Xenopus laevis (African clawed frog), 1804 nucleotides long. RefSeq lists its product as uncharacterized. NCBI's taxonomy places the organism in Eukaryota, Metazoa, Chordata, Amphibia, Anura, Pipidae. The record is from RefSeq and is a predicted model, not a curated record. The transcript is spliced from 3 exons. Bases 68 to 1561 code for a protein of 497 amino acids.
UCGUGUUCUUCUGCCAUCCUAGGGAAUUUGGGUAUGUUACAGCAAGAUGCAUGUAUUGUGUGUUUGAAUGUUGUGCCAUUUGUGUUCUUUUAUUUUGACUGUUCAUUUGUAUUGUUUGUUUGACCAGGUAAUUUUCUGCAAAGUGUAUUUUGGACUAUGUGCUAAAAUGGGCCUUGAAGAAUUAAUACAUGCAGUAGAAAAGCAUCCAGAGGUCUACGACUCCAGCUUAUCAAGCUAUCAUGAUCGCUAUAAACGCAAGCUAGCAUGGCUAGAUAUAUGUAAGGAUGUAUUUAUGGAUUGGGAGAGCUUGACUGAAACUCAGCAAAAAUUAAAAGAAAAAGAAAUUCAGACUCGUUGGCGGUCUAUACGUGAUCGAUUCCGCAAAGAUUUUCAAGCUUCAAACAGUACAAAAAGUGGAUCGUCACCACAGAGUUUGAAAACUCAUCCAUAUUUUAAGGAACUGAUGUUUUUACAGAAGACAGUAGAAGUGAGAGAAACUUCAACUAACCUUGAGGAAAAUUCUUCAGAGAUGUGCGCUGUUGGUGGGUUAGAUGAGGAAGAGGAAACUGAAUACUCACUACCUUCCCCGUUAGAUAUUGAAAGGUCUGAACCAGAAAAUUCUGCAAAGAAGGCAAAUCCUCCAAAAAAAAUUCUUUCAUCUAAAAAUGCUGGUUGUCGCAAAAAGAGUAAAUCUGAUUCUGCUGACGAAUCAUUUCAAGAUGUGCUGAGUAUUUUAAAUAAUUUACAGAACGAAUUACAUGAACAUCAGAAAGCUAAAGCUAUACAAUGUGAUGAUGAUGAAGCAACUUGCUUUGCUAAAAGCUUGAUUGUUCACAUUAGGCAGGUUCCUGAAAACAAGCUGUUACAGAUGAAAGUUGCAGUCCUUAAUUGUAUAGAUACUUUUAUUAAGAGUUCUGUUAAUCCAGAAUAUAGACCAAAAGAGUAUUCUACACUUCCUCCAGUUGCAGGGCCUCAAAUAUACUCGAACACAUAUGAUUACAGUGUACCAUACCAGAUGUGUACAGAACAACCUUCAUUUUCCAAGUUUCAUAGUGUGAAAAUGCCAAACUAUACUAAAAACACAUUGCAAACAAACAUUCAGUCAUCAACCUAUCCAACUUACCAUCCUCAAGUAAAUUUUUUGCAAAACUCAAACCCUCAUCCUUACACACAACAGUUAACCAACAGGCAGUAUCAAGCACAAACCUCUCACCAUUCCUUUGAAAACAACACACAGCCACCACUCCUGAAGCACAAUAUACCAAUGCAUGUCAUUCCACUGCAAUCACAAGUAGAUAAAUUGCAAACAAACCCACCGAAUUUGUCAGUGCAGCAUCAGGCAACUUCCUUUACAAAACAACCUCAUUCAGGACAUAUUAAUGCAAACCCUUUAAAUGAGAAUCAAACAACAGAGUCAUUCCUAAAUGUUAACACAAACACUGCUAAUUUAAUCAGACCACCAUCUGCAGAGAAUGUUUCUCAGGAGACAGACUAUAAUGCUAAUUCGGUGUGUAAGAAAUAUUCAUUUCUGCGUGAUCUUGGAGUUGAUGUUGUUGAGUAAUACAUAUAAUUUGUAAAUGUGAUCUGUAAUGUUUAGAUUUAUGUGCAAUAUUGCAAGUUUUUGGUUCAACACAUUCACAUAUACUACUCUUCAAUGUUUUUGGAAGAAAGUGUGUAAAUUUCAACAAUACUUUAUAUGAUACAUUCUUUUAAAUGUGUUAUAUUUUUGAUUUCAACAAUGGCAUAAGUAGCAUUAUGAUAUCCAAAUCUUCCAGGAUACAAAGCACUGCUCGCACACCCUACC